Molecule: messenger RNA, 2200 nt
Organism: Stomoxys calcitrans (stable fly)
Lineage: Eukaryota; Metazoa; Arthropoda; Insecta; Diptera; Muscidae
Gene: E(var)3-9
Product: zinc finger and BTB domain-containing protein 41
Exons: 4
Coding region: 196-1989 (597 amino acids)
Biological process (GO): regulation of transcription by RNA polymerase II
Cellular component (GO): nucleus
Molecular function (GO): DNA-binding transcription factor activity, RNA polymerase II-specific; zinc ion binding; RNA polymerase II transcription regulatory region sequence-specific DNA binding
Source: RefSeq, a predicted model, not a curated record
CACUGCUGUAAGUGGCAACAUUUGGGAUGAAAUUGCUCUCGCAGUGGCAUCUCUGCGUGGCACGCAAAAUACAUAAUUUUGUUGAAUCAGUGUUUAAAGCUAGAAAAAAAAAACACCCAAACAGUGCUUUCGUUCAAUACACAAGGAAUAUUUUUGGAAUUGUGAAGCAAAAGAGUUAUUCCUCACAUUUCCUACAUGAUGACUAGCAUUGAUAUGGAACAGGUUGAGGCAUGUCGAACGUGUGGUGUUUAUUACAUGUCCACCGCUAAUUGCCUGCUACCAUUGUUCCAAAAUGCUGUAGACUCUCCCGAAAUGAUGCUUAUAAGACUGGAGCUGGCACAAUGGAAAAUCGAUAUAAGUGAACAUGAUGGCUUGUCACAGUACCUUUGCUUUUCCUGCUUGCACGAGUUCAAACGAAUCUUUAAAUUCCGCACUUGCUGUACUGAAACGCAAGGCCAAUUGCGGGCCUUCUACAAUUUUAGAGAAUACAAUCUGUCCAAUGUUAAAGUAAAGACGGAAAUUAUUGAGCCACAGGAAAAGGAUUUUGAGUGCAGUUUCAUAUAUGUGGAUGACCUAAGCGAUGAAGAACGUGAUACUGUCACCCCCUUCAAUAUACCACAUGUACCCAUAAAAGAAGAACUCAUAGAAGAAGCCGCUAUACCUCGUGAAAAUGAAAGUUCACAAAUUCCCCAGACUGCCUCGACAUCGUUAAGCAGCAGCAGAGAAUGCUCGACUACAGCUCAAGGCUUUGACCAAGCAACCGCUGAACCACAUGAAAGUAAAACUAUAGAGACACUACAGCAGCAACAACCGCCGCCCUUUUCUACCGUUGAAUGUCAAUUGUGUCAGCACUUGUCUCCAAAUCAGGCGGAGCAUAAACAGCAUUUACAGCGUGUCCACGAAAUUCGCGACUUGGAAUGUCACAUUUGUGGUAAAGUUUUUAAGAAUUCCACACCAUCUCGUUACAAGUUCCAUUUGAAAUGGCAUAACAUCAACAAACAUGUCAAGUGUACCCAGUGUGGUUUUGUCUGCAGUUCGCGACAAGCGCUAAAGGAGCACAGGCGUGCUGUACAUGCAAAAAUCAUUUGUAAAAUCUGUGGAAUAGGUAUACUAGCCAAGAAAAUGAAAAGUCAUUUACGGGAACAUGAAGUUCUAAGUCAAUUCCCAUGCGAGUACUGUACCGAAAUCUUCCAAUCUAAUGAAGAUCGUGAAACUCAUAUUUGGCAAGUUCAUGCAGAUGACCAACAUGCAGAAACAGACUCUUCAAACGUUUUGUCGGAUCAGCAUGAGCUUAGUAAAAAUACCGGUGAAGUAGAAGUGGUUCAUGUGGAAAUGGUUUGUGCACACUGCAAUCAGAAAUUUGCUCAGGAAAGUGAACUAAAAGUUCACGUUCAAGAACAACAUCGUCCCAAACAGCAACAACUAACUGUUAGAGAAUAUGAAAAAAGACUGCAAGAUCAAAGUGAAAACGUAGGAUCAAAUGAUCGUGCGGAAAAUUCCAUAACCAUCUUCGAGGAUUACGACGACGAUGACCAUGAUGCUGGUUUACAAUAUGUAAGCUCCUCCAAGGUAGCAGAGGAUAACAAUUCCAUACAUUUUACUCACUACCGUAACGACCAUUCAAGAAAUCUAUUAAAUGACUCCGACGACGUAGCCAUAGAUGACCAUACUAAUCAAAAGUCUGCAGAGGAACAAACUUUAGGAAAAAUGGAUACCUCCAUUGAACCUCCAUCAGAUACGGAGGACACUAAUUCUGUAUCGGAUAUGUUGCUUUCGCAACAUCAAAUACUGAAGCCCUUUGCAUGUGCCAAUUGUACCGAUACUUUUGCCACUGUGGAAGAGUUACUAACACAUUCUCAGAAGCAUCCGAAAGAACAAAUUGGAAAUUCACCAGCUAAAUCUAAAUUUCAUUGUGAUACUUGCGGUAAACAAUUUGAUUUGAAAUUCAGCCUAAAUCGUCACAUGAAAAGGCAUAACAAAUCAUCCUAAUACAAAUGCCCCAUUUUGCUGCAGAUGUACAUAACAUAAAUUUCAUUUAAAAACUAUUCUUAGUUUCAAGAAAAAGACUUACCUAAAUUAAGAGUAAUACAUACUGCUAUUUCAAAGAUAUUUUUUUAAACUUAAGAAUGCCAUAAGCGAAGAGUUUUUGAAAAGUGUAAAAAAGUUAAAAUAAAUAAAAAAUCACAUAGGUAGAAACAUA